This is a messenger RNA of Ciona intestinalis (vase tunicate), 982 nucleotides long. Lineage: Eukaryota; Metazoa; Chordata; Ascidiacea; Phlebobranchia; Cionidae. The record is from RefSeq and is a predicted model, not a curated record.
CUCGAAAGGGGUUUUAACAGCCAAGCACGGUUUAGUGUAGAAUAGUAAUAGUUCCUGUGUCAGUUGCUUGCCAUGAGAAACAUUGUACAGUGCAUACUGAUGUCACGGUAAUCAAUUUUCCUUUCCGUUUACAGCAGCCAUCUGUAAAAUUUUAACAGCAAAACACGAUUCAGCGUAGAAUAGUAACAAAGUUUUUGCGUAGGAAGAUUGCAAUGGGCAACCAACCAAGCUUUGAAAGUGGACAGUAUAACGGAUACCAACAACCGGAGUUCGUUUUAGCAGAUAAUCAACCAGAGGAUGGGUCAUACCAAGUUCGCCAUUAUAAAAGAGCAAAGUGGACAAGCACUAAAACUACAUCAGAGGACCACUAUGGCGCUGGAAGAAGCGCGUUUCGUUCACUUUUUAACUACAUUCGUGGUGAAAAUGCAACAAGUGACAAGAUUUCAAUGACGGUACCAGUCACCAUUCAAAAACCAGAAGAGAGCAAAUCUGAUUUUGUAACUUCAUUUUAUGUCCCAACCGAUCACCAGAAUUCGCCGCCCGAACCCAACAACCCAAAUGUAUUUACUCAAACAAGAGAAGACGUUACAAUCUAUGCAAGAGUGUUUAGCGGGUUCGCCAAGGAAGCAGAUUAUCAACGCGAGAUCAAAGCGCUUCGUAGCGACCUCCAGCGGCAUGGAGUAACCGAAGAAAUGACCGAUAAUUCGACUUACGUUUGUGCGGGUUAUGACAGCCCGUUUCGGCUAUUAAAUCGGCGAAAUGAAGUUUGGGUGAUUGGCAAUAGUUUGGAAAAAGUUGGUUGCGAACAAACGACUGAGUAAUAGUUUUGAGUUUAUAUUUUCAGUGUUGUGAUGUUCUAAUAGGCCCCUGGUAGUACCCUGUUACUUGUGCAUUAUGUUGUUGUAAUUUCAUAUGAUCUAUAAAUAAUACAGUGACUUUAUUGUAUGACGAAAAACAGCUCAAUACAUUAUUUAUAUUGCUU